Molecule: messenger RNA, 501 nt
Organism: Echinostoma caproni
Lineage: Eukaryota; Metazoa; Platyhelminthes; Trematoda; Plagiorchiida; Echinostomatidae
Source: the annotation of a GenBank genome assembly
AUGAGAGUCGUAACAGACUUCGUUUAUCUUUUUCCACCACCGAUUUACUUCUUUCCAGUGCUCCUUAUUUUAUCAGUUGACAAAAUAGACUGGCAUAAGACAACAACUGCAAUUGACGCACGCAAGUGCCUGGUUAGUGGUUCUGUAAAUGGCAGUGACCAACUAGUGACCUGGGUGUCCCGGGUUCAAACCGCUCCACCUCCGCCCGUCUUCCCUAUAUCUGUAUUUUCCCCAGGCAGCCUUUGUAUGGCCGCAGCCCCCUUUCUGGAAGUUGACUGUACAUUUGCUAAUGAUGCCUACCUGGAAUUGGCUAUUGGCAAUGCACCGUGGCCCCUGGGUGUAACCAAUCACGGUAUCCNUUACGCCAAGAACGUUGCCCACGUCCUAAACGAUGAGACCCAGCGCAAGUACAUUCAGGCGAUUAAACGGCUCAUGACUCAGGCGCAGCGGUUCUUUCCAUCUGAUCCAUCUAAAAGUGUAAACUAUAUGGGUUCUGCCUAA